AUGCAUUGGGCCUCAGCUACUGCAAUUGCCUUUCCGGCGCUGCUGGCGCUCUGUUCAGGCCAGCAGCAGCAGCCGCUCUCUGAAGUCGGCCACUCUGGCUCAUCGACUUCGCCGCAUGCCAGUGCAGACGCUCCGUCCUACCGAGACGAGCUGCUCCAGCUUCUCGAGUCGCUGGUCUCAUUCCCGUCUGACAGUGGUAAAGAGAACGAGGUCGGCCAGUUCCUCGUCCACUACCUGACGCAGGCUCAGUACCAGGUGGACAUCCAGUUUGUUCCCCCACCCAAGGACCAUCCGGAUGUGCCCGACCGGUUCAACGUCCUGGCGUGGCGCGGCAACAGGAAGCCCAGCUACAAGACGCUGGUGACGAGCCACAUCGACGUGGUCCCUCCGCACAUCCCGUGGAAGAUUGAGGGCGACGAGAUCUCCAAGAAGACAAUCAUCCACGGCCGCGGCACGACGGACGCCAAAGGCAGCGUUGCCACCCAGAUCGUGGCGGUGAACCACCUGCUCUCCACAAACAGCGACGUCAACCCCGAGGACCUCAUCCUGCUCUUCGUCGUCGGCGAGGAAACGACUGGUGAUGGCAUGAGGCUGUUCAGCGACUCCCUCAAGCACAUGGACCCGCCUCUUUCCUUUGAGUCCGCCAUCUUCGGUGAGCCUACGGAGAACAAGCUGGCGUGCGGCCACAAGGGCGCCCUCUUCUGCAGUGCCGAGGCCAAGGGCAAGGAUGCCCACAGUGGCUACCCCGAGAUGGGCAAGUCGGCCAACGAGCUGAUGAUCCGGGCCAUGAGCAAGAUCCUUGACACGGAUCUUGGUUCUAGCCAUCUGUUUGGCAACACCACGUUCAACGUCGGCCGGUUUGACGGCGGCGUUGCUGCGAAUGUGAUUCCGGCCAAGGCCUUUGUCGAUAUGGCGGCUCGUGUUGCCGUGGGAUCUGAGAAGGAGGGCCACAAGGUCGUUCAGCAAAAGAUUGCGGAUAUUCUGAAGGAGACUGACGAGGAGGCCUUUACGUUUGAGUGUACCCACGGAUAUGGGCCGUAUGAAUGCAACUGCGAUGUUGAAGGAUUUGAGGCAACUGUCGUCAACUACGGCACUGACAUUCCCAAUCUGGAUGCCGACUAUGUCCGCUACUUGUAUGGGCCGGGCAGCAUUCUCGUUGCUCACGGUGACCACGAGUACAUCACUGUCGGUGACUUGGAGAAGGCGGUUGAAGACUACCAGAAGCUCAUUCUUCACGCACUGAGCCAAUGA
Molecule: messenger RNA, 1251 nt
Organism: Trichoderma citrinoviride
Lineage: Eukaryota; Fungi; Ascomycota; Sordariomycetes; Hypocreales; Hypocreaceae
Product: Zn-dependent exopeptidase
Exons: 2
Coding region: 1-1251 (416 amino acids)
Molecular function (GO): hydrolase activity
Source: RefSeq, a predicted model, not a curated record